This is a messenger RNA of Ustilaginoidea virens, 2451 nucleotides long. RefSeq lists its product as uncharacterized. Gene Ontology annotation, biological process: actin cytoskeleton organization. The coding region runs from base 1 to 2451 and encodes 816 amino acids. Gene Ontology annotation, molecular function: small GTPase binding; actin binding. The transcript has 2 exons. The record is from RefSeq and is a predicted model, not a curated record. NCBI's taxonomy places the organism in Eukaryota, Fungi, Ascomycota, Sordariomycetes, Hypocreales, Clavicipitaceae.
AUGGCAGCGAACAACCAUGGUGCAGCCUUGAACGUGCAGAACAGUCCGCACACCAACGCUUCUUCGUAUCCCUCGCUUGCCAACCACGGCCGACAACGCUCUCAAGGCUGCCAAGGCCCUCUUUUCGUAUCGAUCCCGCCUCAGAAAAACCACUGCACCCAGGACGCCAUGGUGGGCCAGUUCGUCAAGAACAACCCUGGCGCGCUAGGCGAGCUGCAACAAAAUCGCCAGGAAUCGGCUCCUCGCUCUCCCGCCAAGUCCCGAGAUGAAGGGCUAGCCGACACGUGCAGCAGGCCGUCUUCUCCCACCAAAUCUGCCCUGGGCAAGCUGGCAUUUAGGUCACAUGCGGAAAAGGGAGCGACGCCGUCAGCCAAACACCGAGAUGCCUCACCCCACAAGUCUCCCAACAAGACAAAGUCUGGCGGCACCAACCUGGCAGGAUUUCUCUCCCGGCCCAAGUCGCUGAAGAAUCUGUACAAGAUGGCCAUCGACGAAUCGAGUCAGGUAAAGGACAAGGAAAACCUGACGCCAAAGAGCACACCCAACACUGAACCACCGCCAAUCUUUGCUCAGUUUACGUCGGGUAGAAACGUCCUUGACCAAGAUUGCAACGUGCAGCACCCGUCAAUGAAGGCGACCAGAGAGCGGCCCCGGUCCGUUCAUGUUUCCAGGCCAGAGAGUGACCAAAGUCAGCCAUCUUCCUCCUCCUCCCACUCAACCUCCAGAGCACACGGCCAUGCUUCAAAACCCGCAUCUGCACACCCACACCAGACGUCUCACAGCAAGUUCUUCGGUGGUUACAGUCAAGGUCGAUCAAAAUCCACAGCCUCGACGCCUCCAAACGGCCUUUCCGAGCUGCAGAUUGACCCCGGCAGUCUUGAUAAGCAGUUGGAGGCUCUUCUGGAUCGCCGAAAUAUCCCCGAAAACCAGCGAUACAAGAUGCGCAACUUGAACGAUACCAUAAAGCUCGAGUUCAUUCGUCAGGAUCACGCCGAAAUGCAAGCUGCCAAGUUGGACCAAUCGGCAUCCGUGGGCACGGCAACAGAUGGUCGCGCCACGCCCGCGAAGGCACCUGUAUCUGGCCGCGCAAACAUCCCAUUCGACCACGAGGAGCAACCCAAGGCCAGCCGGGGAAGAAGCUUCACCUUUUCCAGGGGCAAGAAAGACCCCAGCUCGCCCACCAAGAAGUCCAAGGCGGAAGGAACCCUGGGCCGACAUUUUCGCAGCAGGUCGACGGACAGCAUCGCUUCCGAGUCCCGGCCGUCCUCAUGCAGCGCAUCGGUGGGGACAAGCUUCCUGUCAAAGAUUAAAGCCCAGCAAGGGCCGUCGGACUACGUCGCCUACCUGAGAAAGGUCCAGCAACCACAGCUGGUCGAAGUGGGCAAAUUGCACAAGCUGCGUCUCUUGCUUCGGAAUGAAACGGUGGCUUGGAUCGAGGAUUUCAUCCAACAAGGGGGCAUGCACGAGAUUGUCGGGCUGCUGAACCGCAUCAUGGAGGUUGAGUGGAGAGAGGAACACGAGGACGCGCUCCUGCAUGAGAAUCUCUUGUGCUUAAAGGGACUCUCCACCACCGCCAAGGCCAUGGAAUAUCUCGACUCUGUUCAGGCCGAGCUCUUUCCAAAACUCUUGCACCUACUUUUCGACCCCGAGAAGAAAGGACCGAGCGAGUUCACCACCCGAAACAUCAUCACGUCUGUUCUCCUUACCUACAUUGAGUCCGCUUCGCCGGUGGAGCGAAUGAUUCGGGCCAAGAGGGUACUGGGCCAUUUGCGUGACAAGGAUCCAGACGAGAGGGAGCGACCGCUCCCAUUCGUCUUGGACAUGAGACUGGAGCGACCCUAUCGUGUUUGGUGCAAGGAGGUUGUCUCUGUGACGAAAGAAGUCUUUUGGAUCUUCCUCCACAACCUGAACGUAGUAGCCCUUGCCGAUGACCGGAAGGGACAGGUCAACGUCCCGGGGGGUCGCCCAAGCUCCCGCGACAAUGUCGGCGGCGCGUUUGGAUACAUGUUUCGCAACUUUCCCCAAGAGCGCCCGCCGGUGCCUGCCGCACCUUAUGUCGGCGGUGUUGAAUGGGACGCGACCAAUUACCUGGCGUCGCAUCUGGAUCUGAUGAACGCCGUCAUUGCGUGCACGCCCACGUCUGCGGAACGCAACAACCUGCGCGCCGAGUUUCGCAUCUCCGGGUGGGAAAAGUGCCUCGGCGGAAGCCUCCGGCUCUGCAAGGAGAAGUUUUACGGCAGCGUGCAUGUUGCGCUCCGAACCUGGGUAGCCGCAGCUUCCGAGGACGGCUGGGAUGUGCGACCUGUUCGCUUUGGCCCCGCUCCCGAGUCGAGGUCCCCUCGGAAAGCCGGCGCCCAGAAGCCAACAAGCGAAGAAGCUCCCAAGUUGGAUAUACCGAGACUUGAUUUCGGUCUUGACAGGCCGGAUGUUGCCAAGGACAUGUGGCUGUAA